Molecule: messenger RNA, 633 nt
Organism: Colletotrichum chrysophilum
Lineage: Eukaryota; Fungi; Ascomycota; Sordariomycetes; Glomerellales; Glomerellaceae
Exons: 2
Coding region: 1-633 (210 amino acids)
Biological process (GO): N-acetylglucosamine metabolic process
Cellular component (GO): cytoplasm
Source: RefSeq, a predicted model, not a curated record
AUGGGCGACGUUCCGGUCGAAGAAGCCCCUUUCCCGCUGACGGAUGUCGAUAAGUGGGUCCUCUCACAGACGGACGAGGAGUUCAAGAAGCAUGACUGGGAGGAGCUCAAGGAGAUUAUUAAGACGAACAAGCUGGAGGUUCUGAAGCGGAAGCCCUCAGACCUGCGUCGAUACAUGAAGUGGACGGCCGAGACCAAGGCCGAGUAUGGUUCCAUGACCAAGUACCUCCUCGUGAACCGCCUGCCAAAGACCUGGGGCGAGCCGCCUUUCACCCCCAAGUCGCUCGUUCCCUUUGAGGAUCCGUCCGACUACCGAGUCCUUGUCAACGACUGGCCGUACGGACUUGACCCCGAGAUCACCCAUAUCGUGGUCUGGUCGCGCACCAUCAUCCCUACUGAUGCAGUGACCGGAGACAUGACGCCAGAGAGCAGGCGCAUCACCCAGAGAUUUGUCGAAAAGUACUUUGUUGAAAGCUUAGGCGAUGGUGGAGCAGACAGAGUUGUCUGGUUCAAGAACUGGGUUGCUUUGCAGAGUGUGCGGGCUCUUGAGCACAUCCAUGUUUUGGUGAGAAAUGUAGACGCAGAGGUCAUCAAGAAGUGGGCCGAAGAGCAGCCGUGGCAUAGACAGAACUGA